AUGGAUAUUCUGAAGCAGGAAUUGAUGAAGAAACGGGAAAGUUUGGCGCAGGACGUCGGCGGAAAGAAGUUUUUCAAGCGAUCGGAAAUCGAGCAGAAACGCCUCCAGCGGCUGCGGGAGGAGGAGAAACGCGAAGCCGAGGCCAAAUCCCUCCGCCAGAAGCAGCUGCAGCAAGAUCAUCAGAGUAAGGAUCCGAAAUCAUCGUCAGACCCUAAUUCGAACACCGAAAACGCGAAGUCCAAGCCCGAAUCGUCCUCCUCUAAAUCCCUGGUCGAGGAGCAGAACAUCGACAAUCUCAAUCUACCGAAGCAGGAAGUGGUCCGCCGCCUCCGGUUCCUGAAACAGCCUGUGACGCUCUUCGGAGAAGACGACGAGGCGAGGCUCGACCGCCUGAAGUACGUGCUAAAGACUGGCCUGUUCGAGGUCGACGAUGAUAUGACGGAAGGGCAGACGAAUGAUUUCCUGCGGGAUAUUGUGGAGCUGAAGAAGCGGCAGAAGUCGGGGAUUGUGAGUGAUAGAAAGAGGAAGUCGAGGAGGGAGGAUGCAGGUGAGGAUGAGGAUGGUGGAGAUGGAGAUAAGGAUCUCAGCGGCGAUGGGGCAUCAUCCGGGGUUGAUCACGACAAGGAUAUUAAGAGAAUGAAGGCGAAUUUUGAUGAGUUGUGCGAUGAGGAUAAGAUUCUGGUGUUUUUCAAGAAGUUGUUGAAUGAGUGGAAUCAGGAGCUUGAUGAGAUGAGCGAGACGGAAAAGAGGACCGCCAAAGGGAAGUCUAUGGUGGCGACCUUUAAGCAAUGUGCUCGGUAUUUGACUCCAUUGUUCAAGUUCUGCAGAAAAAAGGUUCUUCCUGAUGAUAUCCGUCAAGCAUUGAUGAUUGUUGUCAAGUGCUGUAUGAAACGGGACUACCUAGCUGCAAUGGAUCACUACAUCAAAAUGGCCAUCGGUAAUGCUCCUUGGCCCAUUGGAGUCACUAUGGUUGGCAUCCACGAACGUUCUGCACGUGAGAAGAUCUACACCAACAGUGUGGCGCACAUCAUGAACGAUGAGACUACCCGUAAGUACUUACAAUCUAUCAAAAGGCUAAUGACUUUUGCCCAACGGCGCUAUCCAACAAUGCCUUCGAAAGCCGUUGAGUUCAACAGCCUGGCCAACGGUAGUGAUCUGCAGUCGCUGCUAGCGGAAGAGGAGAUGAUGUCUGGAGGGAAACAAUCUGAGGAGAGGCUUCUACUGAUGGCUGCACCCAAGGACGACUAAGUUUAGUAUGUGUUAGAAGAAGUGUAAAGACGGAGCUAUGUGAAAGGAAGAGGUCUCGGAUUCAAUUCAAAAGAAAGGUGUAAACGGAAAAAUUGUAAUGAAACACAUGUAUUUUAACUAUAUGGCUGUUGUGUCUUCAUUCCUCAGUGCGUAUUGCGGAAUUUGAUGA
Messenger RNA from Salvia miltiorrhiza (redroot sage), 1417 nucleotides. RefSeq lists its product as uncharacterized. Gene Ontology annotation, cellular component: U5 snRNP; U2-type post-spliceosomal complex; U4/U6 x U5 tri-snRNP complex. Bases 1 to 1248 code for a protein of 415 amino acids. The record is from RefSeq and is a predicted model, not a curated record. NCBI's taxonomy places the organism in Eukaryota, Viridiplantae, Streptophyta, Magnoliopsida, Lamiales, Lamiaceae. The transcript is spliced from 2 exons. Gene Ontology annotation, biological process: RNA splicing; generation of catalytic spliceosome for second transesterification step.